Phoenix dactylifera (date palm) is the source of this 2284-nucleotide messenger RNA. RefSeq names its product ABC transporter F family member 1-like. The record is from RefSeq and is a predicted model, not a curated record. NCBI's taxonomy places the organism in Eukaryota, Viridiplantae, Streptophyta, Magnoliopsida, Arecales, Arecaceae. Gene Ontology annotation, molecular function: ATP binding; ATP hydrolysis activity.
UCUCAAAUCCUCUCUCUCUCCGUUUCGCCGGAGAAAGGAAGGUAUUUUUUGGUAUAUUGGAUCGAAAUAAAGGCAAACCUUAGAUAAAAACCCUACCUCCUCUAUUCCGAAACCCUCGCCUCCUGGCCAAAUUCCUAGCCCUCGUAUUCUGAUCCCGUCGUUUCGAUUCCUCGCAUCCUUUUUCCUCGUUUUUCAGGAGAAUGGUGUCGGAGGCGAGCAAGAAGAAGGCGGCGGCGAAGAAGGCUGCGGCGGCGGCAAAGAGGGGAGGGAAAGCUCCGGCAUCGUCGUCGUCCAAGGGUGCCGCACAGGCACAGAACGGAGGAGUGGGAAAGGUUGCCGAUGGGGUUGGAUCACUCCGGAUAUCCGAUCGGACGUGCACCGGAGUCCUCGCCUCUCAUCCCCUCUCUAGAGAUAUCCAUAUAGAGUCUCUAUCUUUAACCUUUCAUGGUCAUGACCUCAUAGUAGAUUCUGAACUGGAGCUCAAUUAUGGAAGACGCUAUGGUCUGCUUGGAUUGAAUGGCUGUGGGAAGUCUACUCUCCUUACAGCAAUAGGAUGCAGAGAGCUUCCAAUUCCUGACCACAUGGAUAUUUACCACCUGACCCGGGAGAUUGAAGCUUCAGACAUGUCUGCGCUUCAGGCUGUCAUUAACUGUGAUGAAGAAAGGCUAAGACUGGAGAAAGAAGCUGAAAUCUUGGCAGCUGAGGAUGGUGGUGGUGGAGAAACUUUGGACCGCAUCUACGAGCGCUUAGAAGCACUUGAUGCAUCAACUGCUGAGAAGCGCGCAGCUGAAAUUUUGUAUGGUCUUGGUUUCAAUAAGCAAAUGCAAGCAAAGAAAACUCGGGACUUCUCUGGUGGGUGGCGUAUGAGGAUUGCAUUAUCACGAGCACUGUUUAUGAAUCCAACCAUCCUUUUACUUGAUGAGCCCACAAAUCAUCUUGAUCUUGACGCAUGUGUCUGGCUUGAAGAGACACUAAAAAGGUUCGACCGUAUUCUUGUUGUCGUCUCACACUCUCAGGAUUUUCUUAAUGGUGUCUGCACCAACAUCAUCCAUAUGCAGAAUAAGAAACUAAAGCUCUACACUGGCAACUACGACCAAUAUGUCCAGACCCGAUCAGAGCUGGAAGAAAACCAGAUGAAGCAGUACAAGUGGGAGCAGGAGCAGAUUGCUUCCAUGAAAGAGUAUAUUGCUCGUUUUGGUCAUGGUUCUGCUAAACUGGCCCGCCAAGCCCAGAGCAAGGAGAAAACCCUUGCUAAGAUGGAGCGGGGUGGUCUUACUGAAAAGGUAGUCAAGGACAAGGUAUUAGUCUUCCGCUUCACGGAUGUUGGCAAACUCCCUCCACCAGUAUUGCAGUUUGUGGAAGUAACCUUUGGGUAUACACCUGACAAUCUAAUCUACAAGAACCUCGACUUGGGAGUGGACCUUGAUUCGAGGAUAGCAUUAGUGGGACCUAAUGGAGCUGGGAAGAGCACAUUGCUCAAGCUGAUGACCGGUGACCUUAUCCCAUUGGAUGGUAUGGUAAGGCGGCACAAUCAUCUCAGGAUUGCCCAGUUCCAUCAGCAUCUUGCAGAGAAGCUUGAUUUGGAGAUGUCAGCCCUCCAGUUCAUGAUGAAGGAGUACCCAGGGAAUGAGGAGGAGAGGAUGAGGGCUGCGAUAGGUAAGUUUGGAUUGUCUGGCAAAGCCCAGGUGAUGCCCAUGAAGAACUUGUCAGAUGGACAGAGGAGCCGGGUGAUCUUUGCUUGGUUGGCCUGGAGGCAGCCUCACCUGCUGCUGCUAGACGAGCCGACAAACCAUCUAGACAUUGAAACCAUUGAUUCCUUGGCAGAAGCGCUGAAUGAGUGGGAUGGUGGAUUAGUUUUGGUGAGUCAUGACUUUAGGCUGAUCAAUCAGGUGGCUCAGGAGAUCUGGGUGUGCCAGGAUCAAACAGUGACUCGAUGGGAGGGUGACAUCAUGGACUUCAAAGAGCAUCUGAGGAGCAGGGCUGGGUUGUCUGAGUGAGUUGUGGAAGGAAGUGGACAUAUCUCAAAUUUGUUGGCUUAUAUUCUUGAUCAUUAUAGUUGUGGUAUCGGCAGUACUUGUUGCACUGAUGGCCUUUAUUCAUUCACAGGCAGUCUAUGUAAGCCUCGACAAAGUAUCUGCUUGUAUCCAGCACGAGUAAUUUGCCUUUACCUAACAGAGGAGAGUCUACCUCUCUGGCGUUAAUAUCUAUGUUUUACGGAGUUUCUUACAAAAUUCACCAAAAUAGAGUCAAAAUAAAAGCACUGUGGAAUCUGCAUGUUUGCAUA